UUGUUUUUUAUACAUUUCUUGAUGAGGCAUAUUCUCCGUAACAGAACAAUUUUCCCUCCCCAUUUUAUUUAUCAUUCAUUUUCAAAUGCUAAAACAACUUGUGAACCUCUAUUUGCUCGACGAGAAAAUUUUCGUAAAUUUAUUCCACAACCAGCAUUACAAAAUGAAUUAAAUCCUUUAUUAACUCCACCUUCCACAGGUGUUAGAAAAUUUGCAACAAUGGUGAUUUUAGUUGAUUUUCCGAUUGGUGGGAAAGAAAAAGCUGGUACUUAUGUUUUAUUGACACACAGGGCGGCAAAGAUGAAGAAACAUGCUAAUGAAAUUUCUGUUCCCGGUGGUGAGAAUUUUUAUAAAUAUUCUGGGAUUUUUGAUAGGGGACUAGGUUUAGGGUUAGUUCUCUUGGAAAAAAUUUCCUUGGCUAGACUAUGUCGUAUAACUAAUUAA
Molecule: messenger RNA, 444 nt
Organism: Meloidogyne enterolobii
Lineage: Eukaryota; Metazoa; Nematoda; Chromadorea; Rhabditida; Meloidogynidae
Source: the annotation of a GenBank genome assembly